Striga hermonthica is the source of this 537-nucleotide messenger RNA. NCBI's taxonomy places the organism in Eukaryota, Viridiplantae, Streptophyta, Magnoliopsida, Lamiales, Orobanchaceae. The record is from the annotation of a GenBank genome assembly.
AUGGCAAAAACAAUCAAACCCAUCAAGACCCUCGAUAUAGAAACCUUCUCAUCACAUCUCGAUCAUCCCCACGUUUUCUCCGGCUCCUCGUUUUCUUUCCCCUCAACCGACCCAAAUGCCAUGCGGGACGAAUGUGGGAUUUCGAGCACUCACGCGGACAAAAGCAAAAGCUUCUACGGAGAGAAGAAGCAUUGCAUGCAUUGCGACAGCUUCUCGUCCGUGAAUUCGGAUAAUCUUUCGACAUGCACCGGGGGGCUCGGGAUCGAGAGCUUCUUGAAAGACGAAGCCUUCACCAACAAUAACGGCAAAUGCGGGAAGCCGUUUGUGAGCUUUAGGUCAUUCAGGCAAGACGGGAGGUUCAUUCUUAAGGAGAUAAGGAUCCCGGAGCUACUGCACGUGCAACGUGAAAACGGGCGGUUGAAGUUAAACUUCAUUCAGUCCGAUGACGAUGAUGAAGAAGAUCGAGAUGAUGAUGUUGAUGAUGAUGGUGCUAUCGAUGAAGAUGGAAAAGCGGAACAUGUUCAGAAGAUACAAUGA